This is a messenger RNA of Paralichthys olivaceus (Japanese flounder), 1285 nucleotides long. The record is from RefSeq and is a predicted model, not a curated record. NCBI's taxonomy places the organism in Eukaryota, Metazoa, Chordata, Actinopteri, Pleuronectiformes, Paralichthyidae.
UCCUGCCUCACUCUCUGUACCUGUCUGUCUCUCUGUACUGUCUGUCUCUCUGUUCCUGCCUCACUCUCUGUACCUGUCUCACUCUCUGUACCUGUCUGUCUCUCUGUACCUGUCUGUCAGGUGCCCUGCAGUAGAGCUGAUGUGUUUGCGAGUCGUCAGCUGUCCGUGGUAGAAAAGAGGAAGUUGAUGCGUUUCCUUACUUUCUGUGUUGAGGAGACUGAGGAGCAGCAAGCUUACAGCGGUCGGCCAUAUUUGGAGUUCUUGCGUGACCAGCAGCUUGGAGACAACCUGCAACACUUCCUUGUCCACUCUAUUGCAAUGGUGACAGAGGACACACCCACAGAGGCAGGGCUUGCUUCCACACGUCACUUCUUGCGCUGCCUGGGUCGCUACGGCAACACGCCUUUCCUGUUUCCUGUAUAUGGCCUUGGAGAGAUACCACAGUGUUUCUGUAGGAUGUGUGCUGUGUUUGGAGGAAUCUACUGUCUGAGACACUCUGUGCAAUGUGUGAUCGUCGACAAGGAAACCAACAGGUGUAAGGCGGUGAUUGACAUCAGAGGACAGCGAAUCAGCUGCAGCCACUUUGUGGUGGAGGAUGGCUACGUGUCAGUGGAGAGGAAAAAGGUGGCCACACCCACCAGGUUCAUCAGCAGAGCCAUCCUGAUAACUGACGGCUCCGUUCUGCCCACUGACUCUGAGCAGCAGGUUUCCAUGGUAACGCUUCCUCCAAUGGCAGCGGGGUGUCCGUCGGUGAAGAUGGUGGAGCUCUGUCCGUCCACGAUGACGUGUUUACCAGGAACCUAUCUGGUCCACCUCACCUGUCAGUCAACUGGCUCCGCCUACCAGGACCUGUCGCCACUGGUAACCAGAUUGUUCCACACUCCAGAGUCACAUGACCAAGGCGAGCGUCCGUCUGUCCUCUGGUGUCUGUACUUCAACAUGCCCGACGGGGCAGCAGUCGAGGUCGAUGGUCACAACCUCCCAUCAAACGUGUACGUGUGUUCUGGACCAGAUGGAGAGCUGGGACACGAACACGCCAUCACACAGGCGGAGUUGAUUUUCCAGAAGAUUCUCCCUCAGGAGGAAUUCUGUCCUCCAGCUCCAAACCCUGAAGACAUCCUCUACGAUGCAGACGCUGCAGAGGGAGACGGCCUGAGUCGUCAAACCGAGGAGUAGAUAUUUAUCCUGUAGUGCACUGUGGGUAAAAGUUGCAUUCAUCCAUUUUAUUUUUUAUAUUUUCUGCUUCCUGUCAUAUUUAAAACUCAAUAAAGUUAAACUGAGCACA